AAUAUAUUUUUAUCUUUUAUAUAUUCACAGUGGCUGGAAAUCCACAAAGGGAAUGUCAUUUUUUCAGAAGUACAGAGUUUCAUUUGCUAUAAUCACCGGACUGGCAAUUAUACAUCUUGGUUGGUACUCAAUAGCAAAUAACCCAACAUUUAAUUCAAAAAGGGAGAUUGAUCCUCUACCAGUUCUACCCACCUAUCUCAAAUCACAGAAAAGUAUAGAAGCUGCAAAGGGUGAAAGAUAACCAACAGAGGUACUGUUUUGAAGGAUGGGUGUGUUAAAUUGGAUCAAAAGGAACAAAUUUGCAUCAGUUGGCAUUGGUUUGGUGAUGUUUCAUCUUGGUGUAUAUCAGUGGGGUAAGUCAGCCUUUUCUUCUGAAAAACGAUUGACAUCAUCAUCUUUCAACUCCGAAUCGUAUGGUGGGUUAUACUCUGAGAAACAUAAAACCAAAGACUAAUUAAUAAGAAUGAGUAGAACAGAUAUUGUAGCAAGUGUUCCUUCUCCAAGUCUCGUAGAGUUUUCAACUUUAGAUGAUGCGAAUAAUCAAUUUGGGCUUGCCACGUUUAGAAAUCUAGUAAAAUCAUGCUAUGGACCCAAUUCUCGUUUAAAGACAAUUCAACAUCAUAGUGGUGGGCAAGUAAUGUUGACAUCCAGCUCUUAUGAUCUCUUAAAAAGUCUACCAAUCAGAAGGCCGUUUCUCAGACUUUUGGUUACUGCUGUGACAGAACACUUGCGACUGUUUAAUGAUGGAGGCUUGUUUGUAGCAGUUUUGGCCUCUGAACUUUUGUCUGUUUGUUGUUGCUUUAAUACUGAUAGACUUCCAAGAAUAUUGUGUUGUGAUGUAAACAGCAUUAUGUUGGAUUGGUGUAAUCACUUUGUGAGUACCUCCAAAGAGUGCAGAAUUCAUGUAGACAUCAGUAAUAUGAGCCAGAUGAUGGCUGUGAUUCGAUCGAUAAUUUCCACCAAACCUGCCUGCAGUUUUACCAGCAGAGAUAUCUCCCAUGUUUCGGGUUUAAUCUUGCAGGCUUUUCUGAAAACGUUCCCAACAUCUGGCCAUCUGAGAUCCACCCAGCAGGACAUCUAUUACAUAGAUGUGCCAAGCCAGGAUACACAGAACUCACGAAUAAUAGAUGGUGUGCUAUUCCAGCUUCCAAACGAUAUUCCUGAUAAAAUUCUUCCACCUGGGUCGAGAUUCACCUCUAAUACCAGCCCAUUAAAAGUAGCUCUGUUUAACAUCUCAUUAGCAGGUGACACUGGUGAGGUUCUUGAAGUCAGAUGUGAGGUUUCAGACGGACUCACUCCAAUGUGUGUUGUCACUGAACAGUUGUUUGACAUUGUACAGAGAUUGCUUGACGAUGGGGUCAGUGUUUUGGGAUGCCAGAAAGUGAUCCAUCCAAGUAUUAAAAAGUUCUUGAAAAAAAAUGGAGUGUUGGCAAUUGACCGCCUUUCUAUUCUCAAUAUUGCUGCUGUUGAGAAACUUUCAGGGGCGCAAUGUAUUUCAAGCUUGAAUUGUGAAAACAACAUGAGAAACUUGUAUGGCAGUCUAGAGAAGGUUCAAAUAUCCACCUUCUUUCAGAAAAGUUAUUAUCAUUUCAAGAAAAACACUAGCCCUGUAUGUACCAUGAUUCUAUGCAGCAGGCUUGAAGCAACACUUAAUGAAAUAAAGAGUGUCUGUAAGGUAGCUCAAAGUGUGUUACUAAGCCUGAUGAUAAAUCCAACUGUUGUACCUGGUGCUGGCUGCUUUGAAGUUCUUCUUUCCAAUCAUUUAAAACAAAAAAUUCAGAACAUUGAUAAAUCCCUUUGUGCAAGCAUAGGGUACUCUGAAUAUCAGUUCAAAUUAGCUGCUCAACGUUUCAUUCAAAAUCUACAAACUAUUGCUUCUUGUAAUCAAAUUGGACACCCUGUCACCAAUCUCAGCCAGUCACAUCUCUGGAUUGUGCCUGAUCAAGCUAAUCUGAAUUCUGAUUGGAUAGUGAAUAGAACCUGUAAUUGUGGACUCUGCCAUUUUGAUUGUUCAGAGAAUAUUGUAGAAAUAGGAAAUACCAAUACUCAUGCCGAACUAUUCACAAAUCAAAGCAGUGUUAAAGCUAGAAGAGAACCUAGAUGUUCCAAUGUAGUACUACAUAAAAAUGUCAUAGUUGACCAGUAUGAUACCAAACUGAACGGGUUAAAUGUAGCUGUUGAAACUGGCAAUAUUAUCCUUCGAAUACAGCAAACUAUUUCCAUUAGUUAAAUAUCUCUGGUUCAAUCAUGACAUUGGUUAAAUAUCAUGGUAAAAACUUGGUUGACUUGACUUCACAAUGCAUGGUGACAUCAUACAGCUGUUGCGCUUUUCGACUUUUGGGCUCUGGGAAACAGCCUGGUAAUUCUUUAUGGGCAACGUUUGCCUAAGUGGAUUGAUAAUCCCAUUGAACAUAAUAUGUAAGCAUAAAAGCAAUUCUAAUGACAGAAGACAACUAGGUGCAAUGGCAUAUUUAGUAAUAGAGUAUUUACAUGUGA
Molecule: messenger RNA, 2496 nt
Organism: Anneissia japonica
Lineage: Eukaryota; Metazoa; Echinodermata; Crinoidea; Comatulida; Comatulidae
Product: McKusick-Kaufman/Bardet-Biedl syndromes putative chaperonin-like
Exons: 6
Coding region: 464-2230 (588 amino acids)
Biological process (GO): chaperone-mediated protein complex assembly; protein folding; cilium assembly
Cellular component (GO): cytoplasm; kinociliary basal body; nucleus
Molecular function (GO): ATP binding
Source: RefSeq, a predicted model, not a curated record